CAAUGCACCGCUCCAUUUCAAGUUACUGUUUUCCGUCUUCUGAAAAUACGAACUAUGCAAGACUGAUAUACCGAAUCAUUUGUGUACACUUGAAUGAAUCACACUAACAACAUCAACGACACUGGUAUUCUCUCAACAUUGAUGCAAGAUUUUUUUGAAGAUCUAGCCAACUGUCCUAGAUGUGAUUAAUGUGACCACUUGUUGGAUAAUGGACGUAUAUCAGUGUGUGUUCUGCUUUCAUACUUUGUCUGUACUCUACAGAUCUACAUGGGCAUGUUCCGAGAACCAUGUGGCCGACUCGGGCACAUUCACCUCCCCCAACUACCCGAAUGGUUACCCCCCAAACAAGAGGUGUACCUACACCUUGACACCUGUCACCCCCGGAGCUACGCUUAGACUCGUGUUCGACGACUUCAGCACAGAGAAGAACAUCGAUGGCGUGGAGAUCUACGCCAAGAACAAUACACAGGUGGCUGGCAUCAGUGGAGGCCGGUACAGCUGGAUCGUGAUUGCUACCAUGGCCUACUAUAGGGUCGUCUUCAUCUCCAACGGCGCCAUCAUGUAUGCCGGCGUCAGCGCGUUUUGGUCCAUUGCCCCAUCGUCGGAUGCAUUUGACUACCAGGUUGCCAUGGCAACUUUAUGUCCAGUCCAAGGACUCUUUCAACCUAUUCCAGAAAAGAACGGGAUUAGAGAACUAGAAGUUCUGACAGAAAUGACCUUCCAUAAAUGUAUGUUACUUUGUCAGGUUCUAACAAAGUGCUCAUAUUUCGAAUUGUAUGCCCCCAAAAGCCUAUGUCUCGUCUAUGAAAUUGAAGCGAGUUACACGUACAAGUAUCCGAACACAUUUGAGAAGGUUACAAAUCCUUAAGGCCCCAUUACACAGGGCUGCGACCUUUGUGCCACCUUCGAGCGAUCAAAAACUGGCCAGUACGUUCAAAGGUCGCCUAAACCCAGAAAAUCAUGUUUCUAUGUAACUGCUCCAGCAGUUGUUCAGCAGUAACUGCUCGAGUUGUUCAGCGUCUGCAACCACAAUGAAACACUGCAGGUACAAACCCUCUAUUUAUAGGCAGGCUGAGGAGGCACUGUUGGUAGCUCAAAGGAGGCAGAAAAGAGGCAGAAGCAUUGCCAUGGUGUCUCGGGUGUUGCCGCGGUCGCCGAAUGGAGGCACGGCGGUCGCCAUACUCAUCGUUCAAUGCACGGUUUUGGUCGCCCAAAAAAGGCACAAGGAAGGCAGAAGCAUCGCCCAGAUUGACGGGACAGUAUUUCAGCAGAACGCAUCUAUUACCUGGCGACCAUUGGGCGACCACUGUGCCUUCAUUCUGCAACAAAGGCAAUGCUUGUGCAACCUUCUGCCUCCUUUGAGACACCUUUGAGCAACCAACCUCCUCGGCGACCUUUGUGCGACUGUUUUGAACAUGUUCAAAAAUUCACGGCGACCAUGGCGUCCAU
This is a messenger RNA of Haliotis rufescens (red abalone), 1449 nucleotides long. RefSeq names its product cubilin-like. The record is from RefSeq and is a predicted model, not a curated record. The transcript has 4 exons. Bases 209 to 868 code for a protein of 219 amino acids. Gene Ontology annotation, biological process: negative regulation of inflammatory response. NCBI's taxonomy places the organism in Eukaryota, Metazoa, Mollusca, Gastropoda, Lepetellida, Haliotidae.